Messenger RNA from Xenopus tropicalis (tropical clawed frog), 939 nucleotides. It is a transcript of the gene t2r5, whose product is annotated as bitter taste receptor 5. Lineage: Eukaryota; Metazoa; Chordata; Amphibia; Anura; Pipidae. Gene Ontology annotation, biological process: G protein-coupled receptor signaling pathway; sensory perception of taste. The record is from RefSeq and is marked provisional. Gene Ontology annotation, molecular function: bitter taste receptor activity; G protein-coupled receptor activity. Gene Ontology annotation, cellular component: membrane.
AUGUCAUUUCCGAUUCCCGUGGCUGUUUGUACCCUGGUUCCGACCAUGACAGGGUUGGUGGUCAAUGCCUUUAUCACCCUUGUAAACAUCCGGAACUAUUUAAGGGAACAGGGGCUGAAACCAUGUGAUAAGAUUCUAAUGGCUUUGUGCUUGACCAGGUUUCUCCUGCAAUGGACUUUCCUUCUGGAUAUCAUUGGGAUUUUGCUCCAGUUGAUUCCUUUCUCCACAUUCGCUAUCUACUGUAUCUUUUAUGUGGUGGAACAGUUUUUGGACUACUUCAGCCGGUGGCUAGCGAUGUGGCUCUCCAUUCUGUACUACGUCAACAUCACAAUCUUCAAAAAUGUCUUAGUCCUCUAUUUGAAGUCAAGGAUCCCCCACGUCACUAGUUACAUGAUCUUCGUCUCGGCGUUCCUUUCCUUCGGCCCGGGACUGAUUUAUUCUUUGACCAGCAGUGAGGUCUCUUGCCUGAGGGUCUCCAACCAAAGUCUUUCCAAGAAUGCAACUUAUGAAACCAAAGAAUUCUUGUCCAUCUCCUUUGUCUUCGGACAGUGUUUGCCUUCUGUGAUAGAGAUGGUUUCAUCCAUUUAUCUGCUCUGGACUUUAUUUGCUCAUGUCAACUACACCAAGGCCAAUGUUUCCAGCUUCACGGCACCCAACAUGGACGCCCACUGGUCUGCAAUCCGAUGUAUUCUUCUACUGUAUUUCAUGUCUGCCUGUAAUUUCAUUGGGAACCUCAUUUUAUAUUUCUUUUCUAAUGAUUCUUUUGGAAGUUCCCUUAGUUACAUAAUAACCUUUGCUUACCCCACUCUGCAUUCUGUCGUUUUUGUACUGAACCAUUCGAAGCUGAAGAAAGAACUGGCAAAAAUAUUGUACUGUGAGAAAUCUGUGGUUGGUUUCAGAGCAGAGACUGUGGUAAGAUCAUCUCUAGGCCAGGCCUAA